UAAUCUGCUAAUCUUUUCCGCCUUUGCUUUUCUAUUCACUUUUGACGUAAUCGAUUUAGCAGAAUUAGAAUACUUUAAUAAUCCGAGGGUUGGGGAAAAACGGAAGCACUGAAAGUCAAUGCCUAAAACUGGUCUCGCCGAGGUGUUUUCAUGUAGCCUGACUACAGAUAUGCCACGCUACUGCGCUGUGAGAGUUUGCAGAAACCGUGGGGGGACUGCAUCAAGACAAGACAACAAGAGAAUCAGCUUCUACCCGUUUCCUUUGCAAGACAAGUCCAGGCUUCAGAAAUGGGUAAGCAACAUGAAGAGGGAGCAGUGGACCCCGAGUCGACAUCAGUAUCUGUGCAGUGAGCACUUUACAGCGGAUUGCUUCGAUAUUCGAUGGGGAAUCCGGUACCUGAAGAAUACAGCCAUCCCCACCAUUUUUCCUUCUAGUGAAGAUGACGUUGAGAAGCAAACAACAAACCUGAAAAGAAGUCUCAAGGCUAAAACCAGCAUUUCACUGGGUGAUCCAGAGCUUGCAACAUUCGACUCUCCUGCCAGUAAAAAAAGGCCACUCAUUUUGAGCAAAACAGGCAGAAAGUCCCAGUCAGCAGUGAUAAACAAUAUUUCUGGGGAGCGCACAGAGAUGGUAUUUGAACCUGCGGUGUUGGACUCUCAUUUAGAACGUUCUGAGAUACAGACUGCUGCUUGUGAGAAACCACUUGAUGGUGAAACGGCAGCACAGUCUCCAAGCGGGGAACUCUGUUCUGAAGAGCAGGCCGAGUCAGCUGUGACUGUGUUGUGCUGUGAGCCAGGUUCAUUCUCUGAUGCAGGGACAAACAUUGAUGGAGAUGCAUUCCAGGCAGUGCUGGGUCAGGCUUUUAGCUUUGUCCCCAUGGAACUGGUCAAGGACAAAACCACAGGCUGUUUUUUAGCAGAGAGCGGACCCACUGAUGAAGAGAAGGUUUCUGUUUUUGAGCAUUCGUACUGCAGACCGGAUACUGACAAAGAUGAGCUCUGGAGGAAGAUCUUGAGUUUGCACGCAAAGAUCUUAGAACUGGAUCGCAGGGAGGAGAGCACGGUGGCUAAGAUCCGUGCCCUGGAGAACGAGAUAGCCCUCCUGAAGAGGGAUGGUGCUGUUUUUAAAGAGAAGCAGAAAGUUUUAGAAGAGUGUAUAUCAUCUGUGCUGGUCUGAAUUUUUACAAGAUGGAACGAGAUGUUAAUAUAUUCUUACAGUAAAUUUG
This is a messenger RNA of Oreochromis aureus, 1226 nucleotides long. RefSeq names its product THAP domain-containing protein 5. NCBI's taxonomy places the organism in Eukaryota, Metazoa, Chordata, Actinopteri, Cichliformes, Cichlidae. The coding region runs from base 119 to 1177 and encodes 352 amino acids. The transcript is spliced from 4 exons. Gene Ontology annotation, cellular component: nucleus. The record is from RefSeq and is a predicted model, not a curated record.